Dicrocoelium dendriticum is the source of this 756-nucleotide messenger RNA. Lineage: Eukaryota; Metazoa; Platyhelminthes; Trematoda; Plagiorchiida; Dicrocoeliidae. The record is from the annotation of a GenBank genome assembly.
GGCCGCAAUUUGGAUGGGAUCCUGUUUGCCAUGAGUUUUCUCGAGCGCUGGCAACACAGACAAGAACAGUUGAGCGGAAACGUGAAUCCAGUCACCACUCAACCUGCUACGGACAAUGUUCCCUUGUCUUCCUUGGCCAAGAAUAAACGAGUUGUGAUUGUGGGUGGAGGGGACACCAGCGUGGGCUGCACGGCAACAGCACUGAGACAAGGGGCCAAGUCUAUAACCAUACUGGAUAUUCGGCCUGCGCCUCCCCCUUCACGCAACCCGCACGAAAACCCAUGGCCUGAAUAUCCGCGAAUAUGGCGCGUGGAAUACGCACACGCCGAAGUUACUCGAUGCUUCGGACAGGACCCUCGCAUAUUCAACAUCGCCACUAAGGAGUUUCUGGAUAAUGGAUCCGGUGCAGUCGGUGGUGUCCGUACCAUAAGGGUGAAGUUGAGCAAGGAUCCAGAAACAGGCUCGAGGAGAAUGGAAGAGAUCACUGGUAAGUUUUCUCCUCAGCCGAAUCCUUUUACACCAGCAGAACUUGUUAGAACAUGUGCACGGAUAAACAGACGUCAUCAAUUCAUCUGUCAUGUGACCGCUUGCCAUCCGCUGCGUGCACUGUCUUCACCCCUGUGCCUUUGUGUAUAUCCAUACCUGUCGCACCAUCUACUCCGCGGGUUACUUUCUCGACCAUCGGACCAGGUUAGCUGUUGGACGCAGCGUAAGAUCGUCCAAACAGACCUCAACGCACUUCGUGAUCUAUUUUAG